AUCUCUAAUAAACAUGUCAUCUCUAAUAAAUAAAAUUCGUAUCGAGCUGUUCUUGUCUUCGUUUCUUUUUGAUCGCUGUUCGCUGUGUUCCGUUAUGCGAGUUUAACGGAUUUUGCUCUGUUCUACAUAGCCUCGGUUCGACGAUGCGUUAGAGUGAGACAAAUGCUUGUCCUGUGGUGAGUUCGGACCAGCAUGUAUCAAGCGAGAUAGAGCGAUGUUGAAAUGUACACGGGUCACUUAUGUUUGAAAACUCUGAGAAAGCGGACGCGUGAAUAUGUCGCAACCGAGGAAGUGUACGACUCGCGGGCGGAGCGCGGCAACAGAGGACCCCGAAACAGUUAACUUCCCGACAUCAGAAGUGGGAUCGCCUCAGCCCCAAGCCAUCACUGAUGAUCGCCUGUCCACAAUUUUAGAAAUGCAGCAUCGUAAUUUAUUGGAAAUUGUAAAUGCCGUGAGGGGCUCGCAGACUACACAAGUAGUUGUACUACCCAAGUUCAACCCUGAGUCCGCCGGUUCAAGUGCAGCCACUUGGUGCUCUACAGUGGACCUUAUUGUAGGAGAAAAUCCUCUGGAUGGCAGUGCUUUGCUCAUGGCCUUAACCAAAUCAUUGGAGGGCAGUGCUUCUAAUUGGCUAUCACAAAUUUGUUUCGCCGGAAUGACUUGGAGCCAAUUCCAAGAAAUGUUCCUUCAGCAGUAUGAAGGCAAUGAGACGCCAGCAGCAACAGUCUUUAAUGUAUUAAACGGGCGGCCAAACGACGGCGAAUGUCUUGCGCUGUAUGGUAGCCGAUUAAUAACAACACUUAUGGCAAAAUGGAAGUCUAUGACCGCAGAAGAAAUUGCAGUGUCUGUUGCCCUGGCACAUGCUGCAAAUAUAGAUGGUAGGCUGCAACGCACUGUGUUCACAACUACUGUCAAAACACGCAACGAGUUGCAGAACGAGCUAAGAGCGUUUUCGUAUGGCAAGAGGAAGGACCAUCCCGUUCCAGAAAAUUCUACCAGCAAAAGAGCUCGCCUACACCCAAAUGUUAAGUGCCACUUUUGUGGAAAAAUUGGCCACAAGAUAGCUGACUGCCGCUCCAUGAAAAACAACUUAAAGAAUCAACAAGGAUCUAGUUCGAGUAUUGGGCGCUUAUCUGACUCUAAACCUGGGUCAAUUACUUGCUAUAGAUGUGGAAACCAGGGGCAUAUAGCGUCAGCUUGCCCUGCAAGACAAUCGUUGUCAAACCAAACUAAAGCCGGCGAGAAGCGUGUCAACGUGUGUCACGUAGUUGAGCCAAUUGGGACAUUGAUAUCAUCUGAUUAAGCUUGUUUAAUUUCAAAACUUAUAUUACACACGAGGACGUGUGCUGGUCAGGAAGGCCGUGUCGC
Drosophila mauritiana is the source of this 1368-nucleotide messenger RNA. RefSeq lists its product as uncharacterized. The record is from RefSeq and is a predicted model, not a curated record. Lineage: Eukaryota; Metazoa; Arthropoda; Insecta; Diptera; Drosophilidae. The transcript has 2 exons. Gene Ontology annotation, molecular function: nucleic acid binding; zinc ion binding. The coding region runs from base 275 to 1303 and encodes 342 amino acids.